Messenger RNA from Fusarium verticillioides 7600, 1555 nucleotides. RefSeq lists its product as hypothetical. The coding region runs from base 449 to 1279 and encodes 276 amino acids. Gene Ontology annotation, molecular function: methyltransferase activity. The transcript has 7 exons. The record is from RefSeq and is a predicted model, not a curated record. Lineage: Eukaryota; Fungi; Ascomycota; Sordariomycetes; Hypocreales; Nectriaceae.
AUCGGACGUUCGACUCCGCAGUCCGAGUUCAAAUAUCAUGAUCUAUCCCUAAGGCCGCAAGUUUGCUCUCAAUUCUUUUGACCCUUCACAAUUUCGCAAUCAAGAUGUCGUCGCCUGCUCACAAGAAGCGUGCUGAUUCAAUUUCGGCGGGCUCUACGCCGCCAGGUGAAAAUCCCGCGGAGAGCGGUCUUCUCCCACCAGAACAUUGGUCACAACUGCCAGAGGUGAGCUUUGCAAUGCGUUCGAGACUCUGUCGCUUACUCGACCUGUGCCCAAGGAGGAAGUGGCACCAGAGGAUGGAGACUCAGCUGUCCUUGACAGUGCAAGCUCAACAGCCUCUUUGACGUCUAGCAUUCUUCAGUAUAGGACUAUCAACGGGAGGGCAUACCAGAGCGAGCGGGGUAAUCCCGAGUACUGGGGACCUAUCGACGAUGCUGGCCAAGAGGCAAUGGACAUUAACCACCAUGUACUCACUCUCUUGCUGGGUGAUAAACUGUACCUGGCACCCGUGCCAGAUGACAUUCAGACUGCCGCGGACAUUGGAACCGGAACUGGUAAGUUUCUCAUAAGGGCAGGGAACAGCGUGAUUGACAAUACGAUAGGGAUUUGGGCCAUGGAAUUUGCAGACAGGUUCCCGAAUGCUUCCGUUAUUGGUACUGACCUCGCACCUAUCCAGCCUGGUUGGAUUCCACCUAAUCUGGAGUUCCAAAUUGAAGACUGUACUCGAGAAUGGACCUUCCAGCCCAACACGUUCGAUUACAUCCAUAUGCGCUGGCUCGUCGGCAGCAUUGCAGACUGGAAGUAUCUGUUCAAGGAAGCCUACAAGUGCCUCAAACCAGGGGGCUACAUUGAGAGCUACGAGCCAUCAUCUCGCGUCGAAAGUGACGACGGUACAGUUCAACCAGGUAGUGCGCUUAGCCAGUGGGAGAAGUUCUUCGUCGAAGGUGGGCGUAAGAUAGGACGACCAUUCACGAUCUUCGAGGAGAACAUUCAGAGAGAAGGAAUGAGAGAAGCAGGCUUUGUAGAUAUUGAAGAACGCGAUUUUAAGAAUCCUGUUGGAGGAUGGCCAAUGGAUCCGAAGCAGCGAAGCGUCGGGCAGUUCAUGCAAGCUGCUUUCGAACAAGACGCGCAGGGAACUGUGCUGCAUAUGGCCACUGCGCUUGGAUGGACUGAGGAAGAAGUGACGGUGUUCAUCUCGCACUUUAGACGGGAGAUUCGAUCACCCAAGAUUCACUCUUAUUUCCGGCAGAAGGUUGUUUGGGGACGGAAGCCUCUUUAGCUCUGGACUGUAGGACUUGGUUAUUGAUUGGGGCUCUUUUUUUAAAGUUUUAUUUAAGAGGAAUGAAUAUCAUGUUGCUACACAUCAGUCAAUAACUAAGAGGAAAGCCUACAAUCCACAUUUUGAGCCGCAAGGUCGCUGCCCCAAUCGAAGUCUACUAAGUUGUCUUCAACAUGCCCUAUACAAUGAACUGAUCUUACAUUCUUGGUGUGUGGUUAUGUCCUGUACCUUUCUGCUGAUACUUACCCGCAGUCUGUAAGCAAUGUUGCAACUUCG